AUGAAGACCUUCCUUAUUCAAACUCUCUUCGUUCUUGCUGGUGCUGUGGGCUUGUGCAAGGGUGGCGUGGGCCUUACUGGAAGCGUUCGAUUCUUGCAAGAGUCGGUUCAGCCGCAAGAGCUUGAUGCCAGCUGUGGAGAGCUGAAAUAUGCUCUGUUCAUUGGAGUGAUUGAAGGCCAUGGAGGAAUCUUUGCUCAGCCCACCAGAGAUCUCUCUGAGGGUGGCGCUGAUGAAAUGUGUGGUCCUGUGUUCUUCCACCAAAAGGACCCUGCUACCAAGGAAGUUUUCACAUCCAGCUUGGACAAGUUUGCUCCAAGUGCUCUCUACCCUCUCGGAGAUCACAAACUCAGGGACAUUGUGAAGGCAUUUGAUACUGUGCCAGUUUCAGAUGCUGAUUAUGAUGUUAUCAAGCACCACUGUGGAUUGUUGGUGCUCCACAUGAUGUGUGCUUUGGAGAUUCCUUUUGUCCCAGAGAUGAAAGAUUGGGUUGGCGAUGUGCUUAUGCAAACGAACUCGGCCCGUGACUACAUUGUUUCCCUUGCCCAAAACAGUAUCAACUUUGGCUUGCUUGGAAUUACACGCAACGAGUCUGCCACAACUUCGAUUCGCACUUUAGUUGCCUACGAUGCUGACAUGUUUUACUGUGCUGCUACAGACAAGAAGCAGCAAGUUGAGUGCUCUGGUGCGAGCAACGUGUUUGGAAUUCUUUCGGCUUUUGGUGUUCUUGCCGUUGUGAUCGGAUUGAUUGCUUGAAGUGCUCUUAUAUGUCAGCUAUAACAAGAAUGAAAGUAUGGAAGAAUGAUACAUGUGCUGAUGGUUUACAAGUGCAGGAUGAAGUAAGGCAGACCUCAUAGGUACCGGGUAGUUGU
This is a messenger RNA of Seminavis robusta, 869 nucleotides long. Lineage: Eukaryota; Bacillariophyta; Bacillariophyceae; Naviculales; Naviculaceae. The record is from the annotation of a GenBank genome assembly.